CUUCCACUCGGCUGCGCUCACAAAUAGAUCAGCUCAGCUUCACAGUUCUGGGCACGUAAAGGACGAGGCUCAUAAUGAGGAGGCUCAGUCGUAGCUUGCUGCCCAGCAGGAAGGACAGAAGAACCAGGAUCCGGCAUGUCGGACCAGUCGGCGUUUGAGACGGACGUAUGGACCCUGACCCGGUUUGUCAUCGAGACGGGGCGGCAGGCUAAAGGGGCGACGGGUGAGCUGACCCAGCUCAUCAACGCCAUGCUGACGGCCAUCAAAGCAAUUUCAUCUGCUGUGCGUAAGGCAGGCUUGGCCCACCUGCAGGGUCUGGCGGGCGCUGUGAACGUGACGGGGGACGACGUGAAGAAGCUGGACGUGCUGUCGAACGACCUGGUCAUCAACAUGCUGCGGGCCUCCUACAGCACCUGCUGCAUGGUGUCUGAGGAGAACAAGGAGCUCAUCGUCACCCCCCAGGAGAAGAGGGGGAAGUAUGUGGUCUGCUUCGACCCUCUGGACGGCUCCAGUAACAUCGACUGCUUGGCGUCCAUCGGCACCAUAUUCGCCAUCUACAAACGCAUCUCAGAGGGGGAGCCCACCGAGAAAGACGCCCUGCAGCAGGGCAACAACAUCGUGUGCGCCGGCUACGCCCUCUAUGGCAGCGCCACCCUGGUGGCCCUCAGCACGGGCGCCGGGGUCAACUUCUUCACGCUCGAUCCUGCCGUCGGCGAGUUCAUCCUGACUGAAAGGAGCGUGAGGAUCAAGCCCAAGGGGAAGAUCUACAGUCUGAACGAGGGCUACGCCAAGUACUUCCACCCCUCCAUCAAUGAAUACCUCAAACACAAGAAGUACCCCGAGGACGGCAGUUCGCCCUACGGAGCGCGAUAUGUGGGCUCGAUGGUCUCAGACAUUCACCGCACCAUCGCUUACGGAGGGAUCUUCAUGUAUCCGGCCAAUGAGAAGAGCCCAAAGGGAAAGCUGCGGCUGCUUUACGAGUGCAACCCCAUCGCCUUCAUCAUCGAGCAGGCCGGUGGGCUCGCCACCACGGGCACUCAGAGGAUACUGGACGUUCAGCCUGAAUCGCUCCACCAGCGGGUGCCCUUUGUCGUCGGCUCACCUGAUGACGUCAACGAGUACCUGUCCUUCGUCAAGAAGUUCUC
Molecule: messenger RNA, 1145 nt
Organism: Haplochromis burtoni (Burton's mouthbrooder)
Lineage: Eukaryota; Metazoa; Chordata; Actinopteri; Cichliformes; Cichlidae
Gene: fbp2
Product: fructose-1,6-bisphosphatase 2
Biological process (GO): sucrose biosynthetic process; fructose 1,6-bisphosphate metabolic process; fructose metabolic process
Cellular component (GO): cytoplasm; cytosol
Molecular function (GO): fructose 1,6-bisphosphate 1-phosphatase activity
Source: RefSeq, a predicted model, not a curated record